GUGACGUCACGGGGGAGGGGAGCAGGCGGUACGAUGCUGGCGGCGAGGCUGGCGGGGCGCGCGAGACCGCUCGUCAGCCGGGCGGGGCCGUGCGUCAUGGUGGCCGGCCUGGGCAACUAUGGGCUGCGGGGGACACGGCACAGCGUGGGCAUGGCAGUGCUGGACCGGCUGGCGCGGCAGCUGGCAGUGGCCGAGGGCUGGCGAGCGGACAGGAGGUGCUGUGCCGACGUGGCCCUGGCCACGGCCCACGGCCUGGAGCUGUUGCUGCUCAAGCCACGGAGGCUCAUGAACCUCAACGGGCUUAGCAUCGCCAGUGCUGCUGAGAUCUACAACCUCCGCCCAGAAGACAUUUACCUGGUUCAUGACGACCUGGACAAGGCCCUAGGCAAGGUGGCAAUCAAGCUAGGAGGCAGUGCAAGGGGACACAACGGGGUCCGAUCCUGCAUCAGUGCUCUGCACUCCAAUGAGAUGCCCCGGGUCAGGGUUGGCAUCGGGCGGCCAGAGGGUGAAGUGACAGUGUCCAGCUACGUCCUGGCUCCGUUCAGCACCGGGGAGCAGGAGAGGCUGGAGCAGGUCCUGGCCCAGGCAGUGGCCUGUCUGCUGGAGCAUGUUCUGCAGAGGAGAGCACCCAUGGGGGAGCCAGGUGACAGGGGCUGAUGCAAAUCCCUGGGGAUCCACAUGGCCGAUGGACAGAGCACUGCGGACGCUGCAGGGUGACGGUGGUGUGGAGCAGAGCUGGACCUGCGAGGCAGCCUGGCCACGUGCUGGGGCAGCCCCAGUCUGUCCCCACACAGGUAUGGGCAGCUUGCGUCCCACUCAAACCUCUGCAGUGGCUUUGUACAGCAGUUUGGCACAGAAAUUAAAUAAACCCUCUCCUCUGUGUCACCUGUCGAA
Molecule: messenger RNA, 894 nt
Organism: Phalacrocorax carbo (great cormorant)
Lineage: Eukaryota; Metazoa; Chordata; Aves; Suliformes; Phalacrocoracidae
Source: RefSeq, a predicted model, not a curated record